AUGAACCUUGUGGUCGAGACCGACAAGGGACGUGGUGUUGAUGUAGAUGACAGUGUAGGAGAAGCCCUUGACUUGAGAAUAGUGCUAGAGAAGCUGGCUGCUGACCGCCCAGAUGAGUCUGACAAAUGCUGCGAGAAGAUAAGAACUGCCACAAAUGUAGGUAGUAACACAGAAGAAGGAAGUAAUGUGGGUCCUCUAGAUCUGAGAGUGAUAAAGGAAGAUAAGGGGAAAAGGGUGGUUAAGUUGGAUGAAUAUAAGAAGAGAUUUGAAGUAGUAACGGUUCAGACGUCACCAUUAGAUUUCAGUAUAAGAAAGAGCAAGGAGGCCGAACAGUUGAAGAAGAUAGAGACUGAUGAAGGUAAGGGAGCGGUAGGACAGGCUAUCCAGCGGAAUGUUAUGAUAACUGGAGAAAGAGCAAGUUGUAAUAGUAAGCCAAGUGAACUCGCAGCAGGAAAGAAUGAGACAGGUAAAGAUUUAGAAGUGAACGGAUUACAGAAAAGGAAAGUGCAGCAGAGAGAAGUUUUGGAUGAAACGGCUGAAGCAGCUAGGAUGAUAGUUGAGGAAAUGGAGGGAGAAGAAAGGAUUACUGAUCAUAUGAACAUUCAAGAAGAUAGUGAAGAAAUCGAAGGGAUGAUAGAUGGUGAAACUGACACUAGAAGUAUUGAAACAGGGUUGGAUCAGGGUAUAUUGAAGGAAAAGGAGACAGGAUGUACUAACGGAGGAAAGGAAGGUGAUAAGGGACACCGGGAAACAGAUAAGAUAGGAAAAAAGGUAAGUGAUGAAUGUAUGGAAGAAGAAGACAGACAGAAGCGAAAGAUAAAGGAAAGUGAAUCAAGGUCAAGGAAAAGAGUAAGGCCGAGUUUUAAGAAGUAUAGAGAUUUGUCAGCUUCAAGUAGAGAAUCGUCUAUUUCUAGUAGUAGUAGUUCAUCUAGCGAUAGCGAUGAUACAGAACCACUAGACAGAAAAAGUUUACAAGUUAUCUGGGAGAGAAAGCAGAUAAAGGGGAAAAAUCACGGCGACGAGCGUGAUAGACAGAACAAGAAGAAGGGACCUGAGCCAAAUAUCAACGAAAAGAGUAAACUGAAGAAAGCAAAAGUUAGUCACGACAAGGAGGCGAGCAGUGCGGGCAGAGAGGACAAGAAGGAGAGAUCAAAUACAAUAACAAAAGAAACUCAGAGUAAACACGACAAGGAGGCGUAUACAGAGAGUAGAAAAGAGCGAUCAAGGUCAUCCACUGAACAGAGUAAAUAUAAAGAUGAUAAGAGAAGAGCAACGUUUAGUUCGUACAGAGGAAGAAAUACAUACAGGGGGAGGGGAAGAGACUUUGUCAGAUGGCUCGGUAGCUCUGUUGACAAAGCUUGCAUCAACGAACUCGUGCCCGAUGGUUACAAAAUAAAACAUGUCCCUCGUAAUGUAUUCAAAAGUAUCUUAGAAUAUCAUGUCGGCUGCCUCAAAACAGGGAAAAUCCCGAAUAUAGAAGAUGCAUUCUUCACUGCGGCAAAGGUGGAAAAUGAAAAACAUAUGGAACAAGCCGAAAAAGUAUUCAGGGAAAAGAUGAGCAAAAUACCCUUACCGGUGAAAUCGCUCGAAGAUUUUAAUGAGCAAUAUGCUACGUCUGUAAUAGAAUGCUUACAUAUGUUUCGGAAGCGUGUGAAAAUGGAUAAAGACAAUCAACAAGAAAAAGAGUUGGAGAUUCAACUAGCUGUUAUCUGGGAGGAAAUGAAAACAGAAAACUCACAGCUUCUUCUAGCAAAAUACAUUCAGGAGUUAGAAAAGCGUUACAAUGAUGAAUUUAAAGAGACUAAGUCAAAAUAUAACACCGAAGGUGGAUACGGCGCCUUCAAGACACACUUGGAAAAAAUGAAAAUGGAUUUUGAUGAAGAAUUUGGCCAAACACAGGAGAGGGAGGCAUAUAAGGUAAUCAACUUACAGGUUUUGGUCUGGAAGAGUACACAUGUGGGCUCAUGUCUCACUGGUUGUUUUCAUUUAAACGUGAAUAAAUAUGGGAAAUCUCAUUAG
This is a messenger RNA of Mercenaria mercenaria, 2019 nucleotides long. RefSeq lists its product as uncharacterized. Gene Ontology annotation, molecular function: GTPase activity; GTP binding. The coding region runs from base 1 to 2019 and encodes 672 amino acids. The transcript has 6 exons. The record is from RefSeq and is a predicted model, not a curated record. NCBI's taxonomy places the organism in Eukaryota, Metazoa, Mollusca, Bivalvia, Venerida, Veneridae.